AUGCAGAAGAGAGGAGAAAGAAAAGCAGUGAGUGGGAGCGAGCGAGCGACAGAGAGAGAGACUCCCAAGUCAGGGCAAGCGAGAGGAAGCGGAGAAAGAAAAGCGAAAGCUGCGAUUUUCGCCUUUCUCCCUUGAGUCUUUUGGAGAUUUGGAUACCGUGAACCCCUUCGCUGGACUAAACCAGUCGGAAUCUGUAGUUCUUGGUGGUCUUGGAUGGAAAUCCGGCAAAUUUUAGCCGAAAUCUGGUCGGGAGAUCGCUUUGCAGGUGAAAGUUGUGAGGCGAUGUUAUUGAUGGGUUUAUGUGAUUGAUUUGAUGAGAAGAGAUAAGAAGAGAUGGACAGGAACAGAGAAGUUAGAAGAGGAAGUAUGGCGGCUGCGAACGGAUUGUCGAGACGGCGACAUAGAAGUAGCAGCUUGAGAGAUUCACCUGAGGAAGAUUUACCGAUAGAGUCUCAGGACUCGGCGAGGUUGCGAGAUCGAGGGAACAAGAAAGAUCGAGAUCGGGAUCGCUCGAGUCGAAACAAGCGAAGGAGAGGGGAUAGAUUGAUGCAUGGAAGUAACAGAGAGGAAGGAGGAGAGGAUAGCACGGAAGAAAGUAUGGAUGAAGAAGAGGAAGAUGAGGACGAAGAUUCUGGUGUGCCUCUUCCACGGAAGUCUUAUCCAUCAUCGUCUUCUUCUUUAUCGAAUCAUCUUCUCCAACAGAAGUGUUAUCCACCAACGAAGGUUGUUAGGACAGCCCCAACGUGGAAGGUCGCCGAUGAAAUGAUCGGAGUCUCAGUUCCAAGAAAAGCUCGAUCAGCCUCCACUAAAAGGUCGCACGAAUGUUGGGUGUCAGGUAGUCUUGCCAGUGGAGGCGGGGCGGAGCAGAUUCACCGGCAAGCUUCUACUUCGCCGGCGCGGCUGAAUGCCACAGCACCAUCACCAGCUCCGAUCUCGCCGUCUUCAUCCAAUGUUUCCGUCCGGAAGAAGAUGAAACCUAUAGGACCCAAGCAGCGGCCACCGAAGAUGUCUAAGCCCUCUUCAUCAGUUCAAGAGGACAUUGAAAUCGAAGUCGCUGAGGUUCUUUACGGAUUGAUGAGGCAAUCGCAGUGCUCUCCCAAGAAAGAAGUUCUUGCAAAUACAUCGCAGAAGUUUGAUUCGAAAGAUACUAACGGAUCCAGUAAUGAGGUGAGGUCGAGAGUUUCGUCCCCUGUCUCAAUCUCACCUCCGGCUUCGGCACAUCAGCCGUCAGUGUUGCCUCAGAAUUCUAUUGCUUCGACCUCUUCGUUGCCAGUUGUGGCACCAAAGAGGAAGAAACCUCGACCUGUAAAGCCAGAGGAAGAGAGUCCUGCAAUCGUCGCUGGUCGAAACGGUUCUACCUCGUCUGCUGCAGCUAAGGUGGAGAAUGAACAGCCUGCUAAAUUGGAAGCUUCUUCACCGAAAUCAGAGAAGAACCCGGGAUCUGCCAGCCAGAAUGCUGGGGCCUCUGUUGAUUUGGGUUCUCAACCCGCUGCAGCUGUGUCUUCAUUGGAGCCGCCUCAAUCGGAACCUUUGAAAGCGGAAAGCAAUACGGCAUCUGAUCCGAAGCCGUUUACUGAAGAAUCAGAGACUCGGGAUGUGGUUCCGACCCUGGAGAAAGUCCCGUCGCCGAAAAAUGAGUCGCCUCCUUGCACGAAAUUGGACGUCGAUCUUGAGGACGCCAUAGCCACGAAAACGAUCUCAACGGCGUCAGAUGUUGAAUACAAGCGGGAGGAGAAAUUUAAGAUCGAUCUGAUGGCUCCGCCUCUGAAAUCAUCUCCGGAAAGGGAUGGCGAUAUGGUUUACAUAUCGGAUCCUAAUUCUAUGACUCUGAACAUCGAAAUGGUUGCCAAGGAAGAAACUCAAGUGCCGGCCGAGGAGAAGACGGAGCAAAUUGCUAAGCAGGACGCAGUAGAGGGUCGAUCUGAAGAGAAGAAUAAGGAGCAAUUUGUGAAAGAGUCUGAAUCUGAGAAGCCGCUUGCUAAUACGGAGAGGAUCCUGAACCUUCAGCUUGAUUUGGAGAAGCCGCAAAAGGAUAUUGGCUUGGGCAGUGUCAGUGGAAGCAAACAACAGCAGCCACAACUUUCGCAAGUCCAGAAACAGCAGCUGCAACAACCCAAAGCUACUACUAGGAACGACCCGAAAAUAGAGAAAACUGCCCAAUCAACGUCUUUGCCUCUGCCGAUGACUCUAGCAGGUUGGCCAGGGGGCCUUCCUUCUCUUGGAUAUAUGCCACCUCUUCAAGCAGUCGUCUCCAUGGAUGGGAGCACCGGGUCAUCCACGGCCGUACAGCCGCCCAAUUUUCAUCCCUCUCAACCGCGACCGAAAAGGUGCGCGACCCAUUACUAUAUUGCUAGGAACAUAUACUAUCACCAGCAGUAUACGAGGAUGAAUUCAUUCUGGCCUGCAGCCGCUGGUUCUGCAUCUAUGUAUGGGGCCAAGCCAUACAAUCUUAACGUUGUGCCUCCAACAGAAAGCACGAUUCUUGGAAAUCCAUUGCAAGGAAACUUUGCGGGUAGGAGUCUGAACUCGGUGCAGGAAAAAGUCCAGGCUUCAAGCACCAUUUUGGGUCAUAACGCCAAAGAUAAAAGCUCUGUCCCGGCAGCUGCCAACUUCAUGGAUGCUACACAGAGAAAGCAGCUUGUGCUUCAUCAGCAGGUUCCUCAGCCAGCCGCAGCUGGUAAUUUAUUGCAUGCCCCUGCCUUCAUUUUCCCUCUGAGUCAGCAGCAGCAGCAGCAGGCAGCAGCAGUAGCAGCUGCAGCCUCUCGAUCUGCGGCCGUGAAGUCUGUUGUGGCCACGGGCAAUGCAGCUUUGCCUAGUGCAGCUAAUUCUGGCCCGGUAGCUCCAGCAAAUUCUUCAUCUACAGCAGCAGGAACGGCUACAACUGUGAGCUUCAAUUUUCCAAAUGUGCCUCCCAAUGAAGCUCCGUAUUUGGCGAUAUUGCAGAACAACGGUUAUCCAUUCCCUAUUCCUGCUCAUGUGGGAGCGCCACCAUCUUAUAGAGGAAGCCCGGCUCAGGCAAUGUCUUUCUUCAAUGGGUCUUUAUAUUCUUCCCAGAUGAUUCAUCCAUCACAGCUUCAACAACAGCAGGCACAGCAAAUGCAAGUACAUUCUCAGCCCCAACCGGUCCAACAGGGUAACCAGAACACAAGCACAUCAAGUGGAUCCUCUUCAUCGCAGAAGCAUCAGCAAGCUCAGCAGCAGCAGCGGUUGCAAGGUGGUGGCAGCAAUGCUGGGGGUGGAAACUCAAAAAACUUCCCUGCCUCGAAGAAUCGGCUGACAAUGCAACAGCAACAGAAUCAUCCUAUCCCUGCUUCCAACCAAUCUCGUCAACAUGAGGCUGAAGUGGGUGGAGAAGAUAGUCCGUCGACUGCGGAUAGUCGAAUUUCACAUGGUAGGAAGAGUAUCUACGGGCAGAACUUUGCAGUGCCAAUUCAUCCGCAGAACUAUGCUUUGAUGUCCCCGGCUGCAUUGGCAAGUGGCGGAAGUGGAAAUCAUAGUGAGAAACAGCAGCAACAGCAGAGUGCGAAGGGUGGAGUGGAUCUCCUCCCAUCUCAAGCAUUUGCUAUGUCAUUUGCCUCUUUCAAUGGUGCUGCUACAGCGCCGGGCCUCAACUUCUCGUCCUUGGCUCAGAGUCAUCCAAUUUUCCAGACCCUUCCAGACGCUAGGCACGGUUACCACCAGUUUGCUGCAGCUCAGGUAGCCCAGCAGAAGAAGAACCAUCAUAUUACUGAGGAAGGGAAGACUGGUGGUGAUUCAAUUAAUGUAGAGGAUGAAAGAAAGCGAACAGCAGGAAAGGCCUCGGCAGGUGUGGGGCAGUCUCUUGCCUUCUCUAGACCAGAUUCAAGUGACCCAUCUGUCUCCACGGUUCUGGGCAAUUCUGUUAUCGAUAGUUCUGCUCGGGCUCUCAAUCUCAUUUCGGCUCCCAUCAAUGGCAACCGAGCUACUCGUCCAACCACCUCGACUUCUACAACCACUACUGCUGCCCCGGAACAACAGCAACAGCAACAGUUGCAGCAACAACAACAACAGCAACAGCAACAGCAACAGAUGCAGCAGCAGCAGCAGCAGAUGCAGCAACAGCAACAGCAGCAGAUGCAACAGCAACAGAUGCAGCAGAUGGCAGCAGCUGCAGCAGCUGCAGUGUCUCGUAGUAAAACACCAACAUCCAGCAAUGUCUGUGUCUACGCUGAUCGCAUGCCUUCAUCUUCCAUGGCAGCUAAGUUCCCUAAUGCACUUUCCGUUUUCCCUCAAGCCCUUGGCAGCAGCCCAGCGCAGUCACCCCAAUGGAAGAAUUCAGCCAGGACAACGGGCUCCCAAGUUCCUUCUUCGCUGGCCUCAACUUCCACAUCCUCCUUGAAGAACCUUCCUCAACAGCAGAGUAGGACACAACCAGGCCAGAAGCAUAUAUCAUUUGGGGUGAACCCAAAACCGGCAACAGCACCUCAGUUGCAACAAAUUCCCAUGAACCACAACCAGUCUGUAUCCCCACCUGUUGUGGUGGGUUCACCACCAUCAUCAUCGAUCUCCUCCAAGGGUGCAGGGGGAAGCCCCAGGACGAGUUCAGCCGGUGGUGGUAAGGCCGGAUCAUCUCCUGCGCUACCAUCCCAACAGCUCAAGAACUCUCCAUCUGGGCCUAGUAGGAAGUCCUCUCCCGUGGGUGGAAGGAAUGUGCCAUCUAUUCUUAGCAAUCCUCACAUUGGCACUGCCCUGAGUUCCGGUGGGAAGUCCCAGCCCCAGUCCCAGUCCCAGUCCCAGACGCAAUUGCAGCAGCAGCAGAAGCAGGCUUUGCAGCAGCCCCAAAUAUUUUUCACCAAUGCCUAUAUGCAGGCUCCGUCACCCCAGUCGACUAACACCACAACUGCAAUCACCUCCACCAAUUCAGCCACGACUGGAUAUUAUCAACAAAGACGGCAGAGCGAUCAACAGCAAGGGGUCUCAACUACAUCUUCUAGUGGUAUGCUGUCAUUGUGUCCUCCACUUACUUUGGUCGGUGGGAGCACCUCGGAUCCUGCCAAAGCAGUUGCGGCAGCGGCUAACAGUAUCAAAGGAGGGAUGCCGUUGCAUCCGCCCCAUUUUGCAGCGCAGACAGCGGGGAACUCACAUCAGCUAAUGUCUGUGGCCUUCCCUUACAUGCAUACCGUGCCCACCACCGUCUCUGUGAAACCGGCUGAACAGAAGCAACCAGCUGGAAAUGACAAUUUGCAUGCCUGCUGGCAGCCUGAGAAAGAGAUGAAGAAGAGAUGAGGGAGAUAUCUGCUGGCAGAAAGAUACAAAUCCAAAA
This is a messenger RNA of Telopea speciosissima, 5281 nucleotides long. Its product is annotated as protein TIME FOR COFFEE-like. The coding region runs from base 334 to 5244 and encodes 1636 amino acids. Gene Ontology annotation, cellular component: nucleus. Lineage: Eukaryota; Viridiplantae; Streptophyta; Magnoliopsida; Proteales; Proteaceae. Gene Ontology annotation, biological process: regulation of circadian rhythm. The record is from RefSeq and is a predicted model, not a curated record. The transcript is spliced from 14 exons.